Messenger RNA from Dunckerocampus dactyliophorus (ringed pipefish), 2670 nucleotides. Its product is annotated as keratin, type II cytoskeletal 8-like. The record is from RefSeq and is a predicted model, not a curated record. The transcript has 9 exons. Gene Ontology annotation, molecular function: structural constituent of skin epidermis. Gene Ontology annotation, biological process: intermediate filament organization; keratinization. The coding region runs from base 1314 to 2573 and encodes 419 amino acids. Gene Ontology annotation, cellular component: keratin filament. NCBI's taxonomy places the organism in Eukaryota, Metazoa, Chordata, Actinopteri, Syngnathiformes, Syngnathidae.
UAGCGGCUAGCGAGGCGUUGUGUUACUCCGCCAGAUAAAUAUAGUUAUUCAUGUUUGCUGCUACAAUAGCAAAAUCGCUGUAGAUUGGAUAAUAUACAGGUUAGGUAUGUAAAUUGAAAACUGUCGGCGUGUUUUUGAGGGGUUUUUGUUAGGGCUUUAGUGUUAAAAUAGGUACCCAUGACAAGCAUUGUUAGCUGGCUCAUAGUAACUUGUUUUCUCUCGUUAGAACACACAGAAAAGGGAAGGAAAUAUGUGUUGAUGUUUCAUGUAAGGAUUGUGAAUGAUGAGCAAAAUUAAAAAAAAAAAAAGCCCAGUUGUCCUUUAAAAAAAUAUGUAUUUAUUUAUUUAUUUAUUUGGUAUUAUUAUAGGUACUUGUUUGUAUUUUUCUUAUGGACACCUUUUGAGUGUUAAGUUUCUCAAAGUGUAAGAAAAAAGUAGCGGCUUAUACACCAGAAAUUACAGUACUUUCCAAGGCUGUUGGACGGUUCUAAACUGUCUGAUGUUCUUGGAGUUCUUGAAGUCCUUGGGAAUCCAGGCAUCCCUUUCACAGCUCCAAUGGCCUGCUGUACUCCUUUGAGGGCCUGGGCUCUGUAUGGUGAUUCCUGGCUGGGCUGAUCAUCUGGUUGGGGCCGCCUUUUGAAAUGGUUAAAACCCCAAAAUAUAAUGAAUAUUGGAUUCCUAUAUUUCAGGCUGAAGUAAUUUUAAAAUAUUGACUUUUUUAAAGUGAAAAAAUAUAAAUAUAUAUUUUAGUAGUUUUUGGGGAGGUGACAUUUUGUGGUUAGUGAAUUUUAAGGACUUCUUAUGGUUAAAUUUUUUCUCAACUGUGAAAAUAUUAUGAUCUCUGAAAGCACCUGAUGAGUAUGACUUGCAGUUAAACUUGUUAUCUAAUAACUUUGUCAUUGUAAUUAAACCUUCAACUUAUUGGCCUGUCCUGUGUGAGAACCUGCUCAUCCUAAAAUUGCUUCUGAAACCAAUUAAAACACUACAACAUCGGCAUUCAUUCUGGCACGUAGCCAUUUAUCCUGUAAAAUGACUUUGACUCUUAAUGAGUUUAUGGAUGACUGUACAUUCCAGCAGCUCAGAUUCCUACACAACAACCAAAACAGUGGAACUUUAAAGAAGAAUAAGUAGGUGACAGAACUAGCGGUAUUUGUCAGACUGGUUUACCCACAUUGGGGAGCUGCAUAACUUCACCAUCACGCCACACCCAGUCUUGCCUAUAAAAUAAAGGACCCUAAAAGAUGCCAGACGCACAACAGCGGUUCAACCAGCAGCUGACCUCUUGAGCAGAGAACUGUCAACACAUUGCUACCAUGAGUGCGAGGAGCAAGCGAUCCAGCCAUGGGGGGAUGCGUAUGUCCUCUCCAGGAUUCAGCAGCAUGUCCUUGGGAUCCUAUACCAUCCCUAAGGCCACUAUUUUGGCUAACCAGAUCUCACCUGUGACCGUCAACAAGAGACUGCUCACCCCAGUGAAGAUUGGCAUUGACCCCAUCAUCCAGGCUGUCCGCACCAAAGAGAAAGAUCAAAUGAAGACUCUCAAUAACCGCUUUGCCUCAUUCAUUGAUAAGGUAAGGCACUUGGAGCAGGAGAACAAAAUGCUGGAGACCAAGUGGAAGCUUCUGGAAGGGCAGCCUCCUCGUACUUCCAAUGUUGAGCCCCUGUUGAAGUCUUACAUUGCCAACCUGCAAAGACAGCUGGAGGUUCUCACCAACGACAAGCUCAGACUUGAAGUGGAGACUGCCGCUAUGCACAAAAAUGUGGCUGACUUCAAGACAAAGUAUGAAGAAGAACUCCUCAAGAAGAGUGAUACAGAGAAUGAUUUUGUUACUCUCAAAAAGAAUGUAGAUGCUGGCUAUUUGUUGAAAGUGGAUCUACUCGACAGGGUGGCCAGUCUCAAUGAUGAACUUACCUUCCUCAAGGCUUGGAAUGAUGAGGAGAUACAUGAGCUGCAGGAGAGCCUGAGGGACACAUCUGUGGUGGUACAGAUGGACAACUCCCGUGAGCUGGACAUGGAGGAGAUUGUGGCGGAUGUCAAGGCUCAGUACGAGGAAAUAGCUUCACGUAACCGCGAAGAUGCUGAAAUCUGGUACAAGAACAAGUAUGAGCAGAUUACAGCUGAGGCCGACCAGUACGACAAUGAACUGCGUAGCACCAAGGGGGAAAUACUCGAGCUCAAACGAAUCAUCAAAAAUCUACAGAAUGAGAUUCAGUCUGUGAAGGGACAGCGCAUGAACAUUGAUGCCCAGAUAGUUGAAGUCGAACAGCGUGGAGAGGCAGCCACCGAUGACGCCAAGGAUCGCAUCAGGGACCUGGAGCUGGCUUUGCAGAAGGCCAAGCAGGAUAUGGCGGACCAGGUCCGAGAGUACCAAGAACUCAUGAAUGUCAAGUUGGGCUUAGACAUUGAAAUCUCAACCUACAAGAAAUUGCUGGAAGGAGAAGAGGAGAGACUUGGACAAGAUACUAUCCUCAACAUCCAAGCAGUGCCCACUAUGCCGAAGCAAAUCAUCCUACAAGAGCCGCGAAGGUCGAAUCCUGUUCUCAUCAAGACAAUGGAGACCCAAAAUACAAAAUGAAUGUAAAGCAAUUCCUCAAACAGCUGAAAUGCGCUGUUUGUUCUUAUUUUAAUUUCUUUUACAGCUACACAGAAAUGCUAAGUGUCAUUUCUUUAUU